AGUGACAGCAGCAGCCAGAAAACCCUGGAAGGUCCCCACACGGGCUGUGCGCUGCUCCCUUCCCUAGUCCUCCCCUCUGCCCGCCCUCGGCCCCCAUCAGUGCCUCUGCCCUCCCUGCUGCACACUGGCCACCGGUCCCUGAGGACAGCAGACAGAUGCCCAGUGGGAUGGGGACUGAAGACAGUGGUGAGGUGACCCCUGGGGCCCCCCAGCCCACCCGCAUCGACGUGCACUUCCACCAGGAGUCGGCUUUAGCCAAGCUCAUCCUGAAGGGGUGCCCCCUGCUGCGGCCCCCUGUCCCCGGCACCACCUUCCAGGCCCGGGGCAGCAGCCGGCUGCUGGUGGCCUCCUGGGUCGUACAGACGGUGCUGGGAGUGCUGAGCGGGGUCCUGGGAGGCUGCCUCUACUUCUUCUACUCCUGCUCUCUGCGGGAGUCGGGCGCUGCCCUCUGGACAGGGACCGCGGCUGUGCUGGCAGGAGCUGUUGCCUUCAUUUAUGAGAAACGGGGUGGCAUCUACUGGGCCCUGCUGAGGACCCUGCUGGCCCUGGCAGCCUUCUCCACAGCCUUCGCCGCCAUCAUCAUUGGGAGUACUUAUUUCUUUGAGUAUAAGUUUUUAUUUACAAACUAUAUCUGUCAGAGCUCCUCCCUGAGUAGCUGGCCCACCCUGCCCCCCAGCACGCCAAGUCCGGAAGUCAGAAAUCUGCAUCUGUGCCUCACCUACUUGCACAUGCUGAAGGCCCUGUUCAUUAGCCUUCAGGCCAUGCUGUUGGGUGUCUGGAUUCUGCUGUUUCUGGCAUCCCUGGUGCCCCUGGGUCUGUUCUGCUGGGGGAGACGCCAACAUAAGAAGGAAAGAGACCAGAAGGAAGCGCAGGGAGGGCAGGAAACCCAGCCCCACCUCUCCUGAGCACUCAUGACGGUGCUCCUUCUGCGCUGGGCUCCCUGAGGGAGAAGCAAGCCGGGGAAGAACCACUCGCCAGCAUCUCGGUCACCACUGCCCCACAUGCAGCCUCGACUGCCGCCCUGCCCCCCCAGCAGUCACGCAGCCUUUACCCCACGUCCUGCUCACCUUCACCAGGCUGCCCCACUGCAGGGACCCCCUGAAGCAGUGCGGACCAUAAGCUCCCCUGUUGCUGCUCUCAGCUUCUUGUUAGUUACUGCAGGGAAUUCCUCUUGGCUGGGGGAGGGAGUGAGCUGACAGCAAGCCUAUGACGUUCCCCCCACUCCCAACCUCCUGUCCAAGUCUAGAGUUGCUGGCCCUGAAAAUAGACUCUCUUGGAGGCUUGUAGUACAAACGUAGGCCCAAAUGCCUCAGUAUGAGGGAUGACAGGAGCUGAGGUUCUGAGCCCCACUCCCUACAAUUCAGAUUGAAGAGGGUGAAUGUUUGGUAAUUUGAGAAUUGGAUUUUUUCUAUUUGGGCUGUUUGGAAAUAUUAAGAAGUAAAUAACACCAAUUAUUUUGGAAAUCAUUUUUUUAAAGAUAAGACACCCAACAAUAUGAUGAAACAGAAACCCGAAAUAAUAGUCUUAUGAAAAAAUACCUCAAACAGCUGGAUAGCAUAUAAAUUGGAUAUUUUUUAAUUCAUGGUUAACCUGAAUAGGUCAUAACAGAAGUAGUGUUCGAGUAGGUAGGUAGCGAGACAGCGAAGGCAAGGGGGACUUCAGUGUGAUGCCUGCAUUAAUUCUACAUGUUCCGUGCAAGCUGUCCCCAGGGCAUGCGGAGGGAGACUACAGAUCACAGACUGGCUCAGACAAGCUGGUUCCAACAUGGAGGAGAAUUGAGCCAAUCACACCCCAAAACCCACAUCCCUCCUAUCAUGAGCAUAAAUCACAUCUCCUCAAACUUUAACACUUCUGUUGGGGACAAAAUAUAGCCCAAAAUCCCUCUGCCUCACGUGAGGGUAGAGUAAGCCUGAACCCCCAGAAGGCCCCACCUGUCCCCUUUGAAACCUAAUCUCAGUGAAUAUUCAUUUCCCUUCACAUAAAAAAGUCUCCCUAUUAUUCCCUAGGCUGGCUCCCCUCUGGGUCUCUCUGCUCCCCAUCUCUCUGGGCAUGUACUCUUGUCUUUUUCUGAACUUUAUUUUCCAAAUAAACACUUAAUGCUCAACACCU
Messenger RNA from Manis javanica (Malayan pangolin), 2109 nucleotides. It is a transcript of the gene TMEM176A, whose product is annotated as transmembrane protein 176A. Lineage: Eukaryota; Metazoa; Chordata; Mammalia; Pholidota; Manidae. Gene Ontology annotation, cellular component: membrane. The record is from RefSeq and is a predicted model, not a curated record.